AAUGGGGUUAAUGCCUAGUUUUCCUUUUAUCUAUGAGCCAGUUUGUUUCGUCGAGGAGUCUUUCUUAGAUUUAAACGGAAAUUGGACAACAGAAUUUAUUCAUUAUCAAACUGUGAAUAUACCAAAUGACAAAGAAGUUUAUGAAAACGCCUUUAGGCACCCAAGAGAUUGGGAAGAGAAUGCCUGUGACUUAUAUCGAAAAAUUUUGCCAGAACGGCAAAGAAUUCAGAAUGCGCGUUUAAAGUUUCAUGAUUGCAGUGUUCAAGAAAUGAUACGAAAAUGGCCUCAAACGACCUUAGAUACUUUACUGGAUUUACGAUCUUUUUUUUUGUCCUUUGACGUAAAUGGGGAUUGUUUGAUUGACUUUAAAGAAUUUUGUAUGGUAUUAGACGAAUUAGGAGAUCGUACCCCGCUAUGUUCAAGAAAGUCUUUUUUUAAGCAGAAAGACUCAGAUAAGUCCGGUGCUCUUGACUUCGAAGAAUUUUUAGAAUUAUUUUCAAGGUUCAUGGAAGUUCCAUCCACUUCAAUAACAAAUAAUAAGAAGUUAACCCUUUUAAAAAGUCAUGGUCUCCUUUCGGAAGACUCUAAUUCAGAUUUACACACUUUUUCUGACAUCAGUGAUCCUCGGCAAGAUGUUAAUGUAACAUAUAGUAAAUUAGAGGCCCAAACGACCAUUGACUUGGAAAAAUUGUGCGAGAAAGCCCGUGAUGCUGCUCGUAUCCUACGGCAGCUGAACGUAAAGCAGCAAAUAAUUCAUGGCUUAUUCUAA
Molecule: messenger RNA, 769 nt
Organism: Dimorphilus gyrociliatus
Lineage: Eukaryota; Metazoa; Annelida; Polychaeta; Dinophilidae
Source: the annotation of a GenBank genome assembly